CGGCGGGAAGGUCUAUGCCUUGGACGAGACGUGGCACCCGGACCUGGGGGAGCCCUUUGGGGUGAUGCGCUGCGUUCUGUGCGCCUGUGAGGCGCCACAGUGGGGUCGCCGUGGGAGGGGCCCUGGCAGGGUCAGCUGCAAAAACAUCAAACCUGAGUGCCCAACGCUGGCCUGUGGGCAGCCGCACCAGCUACCAGGACACUGUUGCCAGACCUGCCCCCAAGAGCGCAGCAAUUCGGAACAGCAGCGGCCGGGCCUGUCCUUCGAAUAUCCCAGGGAUCCGGAGCAUCGCAGUUACAGUGAUCGCGGGGAGCCGGGUGCUGAGGAAAGGGCACGCGCAGACGGCCACACGGACUUCGUGGCGCUGCUGACUGGGCCGAGGUCGCAGGCAGUGGCACGUGCCCGAGUCUCACUGCUACGCUCCAGCCUACGCUUCUCCAUCUCCUACCGGAGGCUGGAUCGUCCCAGCAGGGUCCGCUUCUCAGAUUCCACCGGCAGCAUCCUCUUUGAACACCCUGCAUCCCCCACCCAAGAUGGCCUGGUCUGUGGGGUGUGGCGGGCAGUGCCUAGGUUGUCUUUGCGGCUCCUUAGGGCAGAACAGCUGCAUGUGGCCCUUGUGACACCUACUCACCCUUCAGGGGAGGUCUGGGGGCCUCUCAUUCGGCACCGGGCCCUAGCUGCAGAGACCUUCAGUGCCAUCCUGACUCUAGAAGGCUUACAACAGCAGGGUGUGGGGGGUAUCACCCUGCUCACCCUCAGUGAUACAGAGGACUCCUUGCAUUUCUUGCUGCUCUUCCGGGGCCUGCUGGAACCCAAGAGUGUGGGAGCAACCCAGGUUCCCUUAAGGCUCCAGAUUCUACAUCAGGGUCAGCUACUGCGGGAGCUCCAGGCCAAUGCCUCAGCCCAGGAGCCAGGUUUUGCUGAGGUGCUGCCCAAUCUGACAGCCCAGGAGAUGGACUGGCUGGUGUUGGGGGAACUGCAGAUGGCCCUGGAGAGGGCAGAUGGGCCAGAAAUGCGCAUCAGUGGACACAUUGCUGCCAGGCAGAGCUGCGAUGUUCUGCAGAGUGUCCUUUGUGGGGCUGAUGCCCUAAUCCCAGUCCAGACAGGUGCUGCCGGCUCAGCCAGCCUCACACUGCUAGGAAAUGGCUCCCUGAUCUACCAGGUACAAGUGGUAGGUACAGGAAGUGAGAUGGUGGCCAUGACACUGGAGACCAAGCCUCAGCGGAGGAAUCAGCGCACUGUCUUGUGCCACAUGGCUGGAUUCCAGCUGGGAGGACACAUGGCUGUGGGUGUCUGCCCUGGGCUGGGUGCCCGAGGCACUCAUAUGCUGCUACAGAAUGAGCUGUUCCUGAAUGUGGGCACCAAGGACUUCCCAGAUGGAGAGCUGCGGGGGCAUGUGGCCACCCUGCCUUACAGUGGGCACAGUGCCCGCCAUGAUACAUUGCCUGUGCCCCUGGCGGGAGCCCUGGUACUACCUCCUGUGCAGAGCCAGGCAGCUGGGCAUGCCUGGUUUUCUCUGGAUACACACUGUCACCUGCACUAUGAAGUGCUGCUGGCUGGGCUUGGUGGCUCAGAACAGGGCACUGUCACUGCCCACCUCCUUGGGCCUCCUGGAAUUCCAGGGCCCCGGCGGCUGCUGAAGGGAUUCUACGGCUCAGAGGCCCAGGGUGUGGUGAAGGACCUGGAGCCCGAGCUGCUGCGGCACCUGGCACAGGGCACCGCCUCCCUGUUGAUCACCACUAAGGGUAGCCCCAGAGGGGAGCUGCGAGGGCAGGUGCACGUCCGUAACCAAUGUGAGGUGGGCGGCCUGCGCCUGGCUGCUGCCGGGGCCGAGGGGGCGGGGGCUUCUGGCGUUUCGGUUGCAGCGGCUGCGGCGCUGCCAGCGCUGCCUGUGCAGGCGGUCCCCGGCCCAGAAGCCCCAGCGCCGGUCAAACCUGGAGGCCCUGGGCGGCCCCGAGACCCCAACACGUGCUUCUUCGAGGGGCAACAGCGCCCGCACGGGGCUCGCUGGGCGCCCAACUACGAUCCUCUCUGCUCACUCUGCACCUGCCAGAGACGAACGGUGAUCUGUGAUCCGGUGGUAUGUCCACCCCCCAGCUGUCCACACCCGGUGCAGGCACCUGACCAGUGCUGCCCCGUGUGCCCCGAGAAACAAGAUGUUAGAGACCUGCCAGGGCUGCCAAGGAGCCGGGACCCGGGAGAGGGCUGCUAUUUUGAUGGUGACCGGAGCUGGCGGGCAGCGGGUACCCGGUGGCACCCCGUCGUGCCCCCCUUUGGCUUAAUUAAGUGUGCUGUCUGCACCUGCAAGGGGGGCACUGGAGAGGUUCACUGUGAGAAGGUGCAGUGUCCCCGGCUGGCAUGUGCCCAGCCCAUCCGCGCCAACCCCACUGACUGCUGCAAACAGUGUCCAGUGGGGCCAGGGGCCCACCCCCAGCUGGGGGAUCCCAUGCAGGCCGAUGGGCCCCGGGGCUGCCGUUUUGCGGGACAGUGGUUUCCAGAGAGCCAGAGCUGGCACCCAUCUGUGCCCCCCUUUGGGGAAAUGAGCUGUAUCACCUGCAGGUGUGGGGCAGGGGUGCCCCACUGUGAGCGCGAUGACUGUUCACUGUCAUUAUCCUGCAGUUCAGGGAAGGAGAGUCGAUGCUGCUCCCACUGCACACCCCAGCGGCCAGCCCCGGAGACCAGGACUGUUCCAGAGCUUGAGAAAGAAGCUGAAGGCUCCUAGGGAGCAGCCCCAAGGCCAUAUGACCAAGAGGAUGGGGCCUGAGCUGGGGGAAGGGGUGGUGCUGAGGACCCUGCAUUCUCCUAUGGGGAAGCCCAGUGCCUUUGGUUCCUUGGUUCUGCCUCUUCUCCUUCCCCCACUACCUCUGGGAACCACAGCUUCACAAGGGGGAGAGGCAGCUGGGCAGACCAAGGCCAUAUCCACCCCAACUCCUGCCUUGUUACUGUCUGGCCUCUGGCCUAGAAGCCUACCCCCUUCCUUCUGUAUAUAAUGUCACUGGCUUGUUGGGAUUUUUAAUUUAUCCUCACUCAGCACUAAGGGUCCCCCCCACUCCACUCCUGCUGCCCCUGAGCUGAGCAGAGUCCUUAUUGGAGAUUUUUGUAUUUAUUAAAACAUUUUUUUUUUUCAGUC
Ictidomys tridecemlineatus (thirteen-lined ground squirrel) is the source of this 3130-nucleotide messenger RNA. The record is from RefSeq and is a predicted model, not a curated record. NCBI's taxonomy places the organism in Eukaryota, Metazoa, Chordata, Mammalia, Rodentia, Sciuridae.